AUGUCGGAGCCGCAUGGGGUGCAGGAGGAGGAAGAGGGAGGGCGGGGACUGCAAGCACUGAGGGCCUUGCUCUCUCCUCCUCCUGUACCCGAUGGCGCCUGGUACGCGGCUACCGCCUCCAUGGUCGUCAGUCAGGCAAGGGCUGAACCCUCCAAGUUCCUCACGGACCCUUCCAACCACAGGGCAUGCUACCUGAUGAUAGCUGGGCUACGAUCGGGUCUUUUUCGCACUCAGUCCACCCUCCUUGACUGCGUCGCUUCCCUUCUGGACGCUCCUGACCUUGACGUGUUGGAGAUCCUCGCUGCUGACGCUGAGACUCCCUUGGCACAUGCCGCCCUCGCUCUGUGCGAAGAGCAGGAGCCGGCAGUAGGCAGCCAGCAGGCAUCGACUGAGCUGGCACGGGAUGGGGGAGAAUCGAGGGAGGAAGAGAGGGAGGAAGAGAGGGAGGGGGAGGGGGAGGAGGAGGGGGAGGAGGAUUCUCCUGCGAGGGAGGCCGAGGAGGGAGUGGCGGGGCAUGGAAGAGCUCCGAGGACUGAGGAUGAGGACGUUGCCGCAGCUCAGAGGCAUGUGAAUCAGAUGUGCUGUGAGAACCCGAUGGACUGUGAGGAGCCGACGGUGAGAGAAGCAGCUUUCAACCUCCUAGCGAAGUUGUCGACUUACAUGCUGCGACCUUGCUCGCCGCGACUUGAGAGCCUGCUGUAUCUCUGCACCUCAGUCAAGAUGGUCAGCAGCCGGAUGGUGUCAAAGACAGCAGGGAGGGCUCUGUCCUGCUUGCUCCAGCUGGAGCUGCAGAGAGACUCGGAGAGAGAGCUGAGGAGGUUCUUCAGGAGAAGUUUGCGCGGCGUCGGGACGAUGGUGGUGGAGACGGAGGUGGAUAUGUUCAUAAAGGAGACCGAGAUGAUGGGAGGAGGAGAAGAAGGAGAAGGAGCAGGAGCAGGAGCAAAGGAGGUUGCUGAGCGAGAGAGCAAGAGGAAGUGUUUGGGACUUGAGCAUAGGCGACGAGAUGAGUUGUGGAACAAGAUCUUCGAGGCUGUGCUUCAGUUGAAAGACGGAGAUCUCCCGCGAGAGUGCUGCAUGCAGACGUCAAGUGUCCGUCUAGCUCUCAUCGAAGUCACUCGGCACCUGCUGCAGACUGCGAGAGGGAGGAGGACCAUCCGAAGGUACGACCUUAUGCUCAGCAUCCUCGUGUUGCUCAAGAGGUCCGGGUUCUCCGUCUUCAAGACUGUCUGCAGCCAUCGCAAGGCAGCGGAGUCUCAACUUGACGUGUUGAGAAUGAUCCCUAUGUCGCUCAAGACUGCAAUGAAGACAUUAGAUCCAUCACGGGAUGUUCUGAACAACAACAACGUCGCCAUCGUCAACGACAUGUUUGAAGCCUAUCAAAAGGUCUACAGCUCGUGUCGACGCACCUUCCUCAUGACCUCGGAUCAGGCAUUUCAAUGUUUGCGGCUGAAUGCUGCGGAAGACAACUGCAAACCGCUCGAAGCUUUCUUCUCGUGGGCACAACUAGUCAUGCUGCUCGUUGACAACAUGCUGCAAGUUGGUUCAAAGAUCCGUGUCUACAUCCACCUUCAGCGGAAUGUUGUGUCGGCCAUUGGGAGCUUGACGCAAUGGAAGGAUGUUGGCAUAUCAACAGCAGCCUUCCGAUGCCUGUUGAGAGUCUUUGACAACCUUCCCGUCCUCUCAUGGAAGUGGUUGGAGCAGACUGCGGUCUCCGGCUCAGCACCCGACGACGACUGCGUCUUCUCACUCUCAGCCAACUCAAACAACGUCGUCGACGUACUAGAGCGAGUUUCCAUGUCUAGCAGGCGAGCCAUGGCUGUCCGUCCCAACAUGCCGAAACUUUGGGAAAUCCGAUGUAUAUCAGCUGAAUUCAUCGCCAUGGUCCUCACGAGGACGGAAGUGCUGGAGCGAGCAGAAAGCUUCUCCUCUCUUGCCCCUUCCAUCUUUCGCGUCUUGUGCAGCUUGUGCGUCGACAAGGUGGACUUUGUGCAGGCGGCAGCCAUCUCAUCCUUAUCGUGUGUUCACCACAUUCAAAAGUUUCUCAGCCCGCAGGCUGCCGAUGACGUCAGCACGCACGUCUACCGGGGCCUCGUGAACAGCUGCUUCCUGCUGGGCAAGUCGCUGGCUGGAGGCACCUGGUGGGCGACUCGGUGUGGAGGGGAGGAGAAAGCCCCGAAGCAGCAGUGGAGCAAGAUCUGCAAGAAGAUCUGCGAUGAUGUUGACUGGGAGGUUCAGCUUCGAGGGCUCGAGCUCCUGAGGAGGUUGGGAGGGAUCGCGGAUCCUCCGCUUGUUUCUCCGGGAGGGUCGUGGACGUUGGACAUGAGCGAGGAGGGGAGGGAACAGAACGCUUUCAGUGCGCUCUUGCCUUCUUCUCCAGGACGAUGUCUUCGUAACAAUGGGGGGGGCUUGCUCUUCUGGGAGGCUGACGGGGGAGCACUUCUCGAGUCCCUCCUCGCCUCCUCCGACCGCCCCAUCCGCCUCUCGUGCGCCGUCCUCCUCCUCCGCCUUCAUCAACAACUAGCGAAUGAAAGCCUCGAGCUUGUCCGGUUGCCUCCUGGUUCUUUUGAGCUCGCCGCAAGGUCGCAAGGGUUCCUACAAAGGCUUCCUGACCUCGUGCGGCGCUCGAGCUUUAUGCUACAGACGCAACAAGGGAGCGCACAGCAAACGGUGGAGCUGACGUGUGGGGAAAGCGAGACCGGCCUGGACUGCAUGGACUAG
Molecule: messenger RNA, 2718 nt
Organism: Guillardia theta CCMP2712
Lineage: Eukaryota; Cryptophyceae; Pyrenomonadales; Geminigeraceae
Exons: 21
Coding region: 1-2718 (905 amino acids)
Source: RefSeq, a predicted model, not a curated record